Acinonyx jubatus (cheetah) is the source of this 3747-nucleotide messenger RNA. It is a transcript of the gene BTBD10, whose product is annotated as BTB domain containing 10. The record is from RefSeq and is a predicted model, not a curated record. The transcript has 8 exons. Gene Ontology annotation, molecular function: protein binding. NCBI's taxonomy places the organism in Eukaryota, Metazoa, Chordata, Mammalia, Carnivora, Felidae. Gene Ontology annotation, cellular component: cytoplasm. Gene Ontology annotation, biological process: positive regulation of phosphorylation. Bases 1499 to 2950 code for a protein of 483 amino acids.
GGCACAAACCUUCAGUCUUUAGCAGCAAAGAAAUGAGCAUUCCUUAUUUCUUAGUGAUUCAGUUUUUACACAUAAUUUAAAAAGUUGUCUUGUUUAAACUUAUAUUUUGUUCUAUUCCCAUUUUGGAAUUGCAUGCAUUUUUCAGUCUUUUUUUCUCCCCCACCUUUACUGGCAAGUGUAAAAAUAAAUUUCUUGAAUUCUAAAAGUAAUAACAAUAGUGACUAUAUAGGUAUGCUUACCAGUGAGGUUUGAGGGUUUAGUGGGCAUUGCCUUGUGGUUUCAUUUCCAUCUAAUAAACUUUAAGGUACUUUCUUCUCUGAAUUUUCUUUUGAAUGUAGAUUUGGUAUGUAUAGCAUUGUGAUAUAAAAGACAAGACAAGGAAGCUAAUCUCAACAUGGAUGUACUUCAGGGUGUCUCUUCCCUCUGGCUUAAGCAAGUGCACACAAAUAAAUGGGUUAAUAAAUUACUGAACUUUGUUUCUUUUUGAGUAGUUGUGUAGUUAAUAUUUGUGUAGAGGCCCUUGUAGCUUGCUGAAAGAUCCAUUUCAGCUGAAGUGUAUUUGGCCUGAAUUGCAGCAGCUUUCUUUAUAAAUUACAAUAGUUUUUGUAUUUAAAAAGGAAAAAGAACACCUUUUCUGUACAACUAGCAUUAAAAUGGCUAGAUUGACAAUAUGCUUAUUAAAAGCUCUUGAAUAUUUGAAUUGGGUUAAAUACAACUAUUUAAAACUCAGAGCUGCAGUCUGCUCAGGUUACUAAAGAUAAACGUAUCAUACAUUCAAUAUCAGACUUUGCUGCAAGGUUUCAUUCCCACAUACAAGUACGCAUGCUCAUUUCUUCUGAGACUGCGUGAAGAUUGAGCUUUACAGUUUCCUUUUUAAGCCACUUUGUAGUCUCAGUUUAGAAAUAGAAAAGUUUGGUUACUUUAAAGAAUAGUUCUUGAGUGGAUUCUUAAAGUACACAGAAUAUUUUUCCUUUGUUUUUUAAAGAAAAGCUUUACUGUCCAGAAUGAGUACACAAUAAGAUAUUGAAAGGAAAAGAAGAAAGUUAGCUGCAUCCUAGUUUUCUAAAACCUGGCAAGCUGGCAGAGCUAGAAUUAGCAUUACAGAUGGCAUUUGGCAACAUAGCUACAUAUCACUAAGCCCUCAUCUCCUGAGUUUUCUUCAGCCUGUCUAUCAAUUACAAUAUCCAAUCACUGCACAGAGAUGGAGAAAUGGGAUGAUCACAGCUCACACGAUGCUGUUUGGUUAGAAACGUCAGUGCUGCACAACCCACGGCUGAGUCAGUGUCUGUGAGAAAAUGAACUGAAUUAAUAUGUAGAGGGGGUUGUAUCUCUGAACAUUUGCAGCCUAAAUAACCGCAAUAGCAUUAUUACAUAGUAGAGGGAGGAAAGCUAGAGGAAGUCUGUGGACAGGUGAGGUAGGGGGAGACUGCAUAUUUUCUGAUGUUCAGAAGAAUCUUGAAGAUGAUGGAAAUAUCAGAUGUGCUAAAGUUUCCUAGUAAUGCCCAAGGAUGCUGACCUGGCUUUCAGUGCUGCAUUGUUUGAAAAAGCAGAGUCCCUUUAUACUCUGAUUUCAGAAUUUUUUUCUUGUUUUUGUGUGUCUACCUUGGCAUAUACUAAAGUAAGUACUCCUGCACGUGUUGCUAAAGGAGUUGUUGACCACACCAAAAUGAGUCUACAUGGUGCUAGUGGGGGACAUGAACGAUCAAGAGAUAGACGAAGGUCAAGUGACAGAUCGCGAGAUUCAUCUCAUGAAAGAACGGAAUCUCAACUCACUCCUUGUAUUAGAAAUGUUACUUCUCCAACACGACAGCACCAUGUUGAACGAGAAAAAGACCACAGUUCCUCUCGUCCAAGCAGUCCUCGUCCUCAGAAGGCAUCUCCAAAUGGUUCUAGUAGCAGUGCCGGGAACAGCAGCAGAAACAGUAGUCAGUCAAGUUCAGAUGGUAGCUGUAAGACAUCUGGGGAGAUGGUGUUUGUAUAUGAAAAUGCAAAAGAAGGAGCUCGGAACGUAAGAACGUCGGAACGAGUAACACUGAUAGUGGAUAACACUAGAUUUGUUGUAGACCCAUCCAUUUUUACUGCACAGCCAAAUACAAUGUUGGGCAGGAUGUUUGGAUCUGGCAGAGAACAUAAUUUUACACGUCCCAAUGAGAAGGGAGAGUAUGAAGUGGCAGAGGGAAUUGGCUCCACUGUGUUUCGAGCUAUUCUGGAUUACUACAAAACAGGAAUAAUCCGUUGUCCUGAUGGCAUAUCUAUUCCUGAACUGAGAGAAGCAUGCGACUAUCUUUGUAUUUCUUUUGAAUAUAGUACUAUUAAAUGUAGAGAUCUCAGUGCCCUAAUGCAUGAGUUAUCAAAUGAUGGUGCUCGUAGACAGUUUGAAUUUUAUCUGGAAGAAAUGAUCCUGCCUCUCAUGGUAGCUAGUGCCCAGAGUGGGGAGCGAGAAUGCCACAUAGUAGUGCUUACAGAUGAUGAUGUGGUUGAUUGGGAUGAAGAGUAUCCACCACAGAUGGGAGAAGAGUAUUCACAAAUUAUUUAUAGCACAAAAUUAUAUAGAUUUUUCAAGUACAUUGAAAACAGAGAUGUGGCCAAAUCAGUUUUGAAGGAAAGAGGUCUUAAGAAGAUUAGAUUGGGAAUAGAAGGUUAUCCUACCUACAAAGAAAAAGUAAAGAAAAGGCCUGGGGGCCGCCCAGAAGUGAUUUACAACUAUGUCCAAAGACCCUUUAUUCGAAUGUCUUGGGAGAAGGAAGAAGGAAAGAGUCGGCAUGUAGACUUUCAGUGUGUAAAGAGCAAAUCUAUCACCAACCUUGCAGCAGCUGCCGCAGACAUUCCCCAGGACCAGCUGGUAGUCAUGCACCCGACUCCACAAGUAGACGAGCUGGAUAUUCUCCCGAUGCACCCUCCUUCUGGCAACAAUGACCUCGAUCCUGAUGCACAGAAUCCAAUGCUGUGAUGCUGAUGUUCCUUGAAACCAUCGCAUGCUACCCUUCACGGUGACGUCGCGCUCUCCUCAUUCUGCACUACAAGGCCACGCUCUUCAUCGUGAGAUGCACAUAACAAUGUUUAGGAUAUUGCAGUGGAGGCUUUUUUAAAGACCAAAGGUAGCUGAAUGGUUUUUUAAAUGAGUACAACUCUAGCAUCGUGAGGUUCCAGUUAUAUAAAUGUAUUUGUUUACCAGUAGGUUUGUGAAGUUGGUUCUUUGUAUGGGGGACUGUCCUUUUUCACACAUCUAGAUAUUUUCAGAAGUGGUGAAAAUUGGCAGCUGGGGUCUCUUCAGCUUAGAUUGAUACUCAUCACACCCCAGGUAAAAUGUAGAAUAUUACAUAGUUGCACUUUAUAAAUGGUGGUUAAAUGGAACUGUUCAAGCCAUUUUUAUAGUUGUGAUGCACAAUAUAACUGAAAUAAGUGCUUCUAUCAAAGUAUUCCUUCAGUAAAAUGUGUAUAGUUUGCUGCCCAUGAUGAGCAAAAAAAAAUGAGUUUUUAUCAUUGGGCUUAUUUGAAUGAUUAGGAUGAGAUUCAAUGCCCCUAUCUAUCUUCUCUCCAGUGCUGUUCUUGCCCUUUUACAGUGAGUCACAUGCAGGAAGUGUGAACAUCCAGUCUGCCUUACCCUUUAUCUGUUCAGAUAUUUAUUUACUAAUUUUUUUUUCUUAAGAGUUAUGGGAUAGGAAAAUGAAGUGUUUGCUCUUCAUUUACUAAAUGAUUGUAAACUCGAGUUUUUCAUCAAAAUAAAAUUCCAUUGUUUUAAUGUUU